Molecule: messenger RNA, 2511 nt
Organism: Cyclocybe aegerita
Lineage: Eukaryota; Fungi; Basidiomycota; Agaricomycetes; Agaricales; Hemipholiotaceae
Source: the annotation of a GenBank genome assembly
UGCCAUCGCCAACGUCCCAGCCAUACCCAUCACAACGCGACGAUGCCUCUGGGAGCUCACUUGUUGCACGCCACCCUAAGCGCCGCGGAGUAGCGCUUUCUUGUGCGGAAUGUCGGAGGCUGAAGCUAAAGUGUAGUCGCGCGUUUCCGUGCAGGAACUGCGUCAAAAAGGGUUGCGCAGCUAUUUGUCCUGAUGGAUCGCUCACUACGGGCAAAGGCAACAGGUUUGUGCUUGCCAACACAGAAGCACUGCACGAGAAGAUCAACAUCCUGGCCAGCCGCGUGCGCCAUCUUGAAGAUGCGCUCUCGGAAUCACACGCCCUUACAGCCCAUACAGCCCAUCCACUUCUAAGCGAAGAACUUUUGCAAAUAAAACGCCCACUAGAACGAGAAAGGCUGGAUGUUCCUGCACAAGAAGAAAAACCAGAAACAGAGGAUACAAUCGAUUCUUUGGGAUCUCUGUCCAUAUCAAAUGACGGGCGGUCCACAUUUUUCGGCCAAACAGCAAAUUCAUGGGAUCUCCUUCAGGUCGAAGGGGAUUCCGAUAACGAUGAAGACUCGCUCUCGAACGGACUUCAAUCGCCCGGGCCAACAGAUCUUUCUUGGCUCAGUCAUGCAUUUCCCUUCGCAGCUCCAGUCGGAAAGACGGCAGAGUCUGUUCGACAAACGAUUGUAAAUAAGCUCCCUCGAUUCGUCGAGGCGAGAGCGCUUUCUGACAUCUAUUACCGCCACGCCGCGUGGAUGUAUACCCCAAUUACUGCCAGAGAUUUCAACGAGACGAUUUUUCGACACGUUUACGACACUGAAGGAACUUUCGACCCCCUUACAGCGCAACAAUUGGCUGUAUUCUGUAUGGUCCUGGCCCUUGGAGCUUUGCUGGAUCUAGACAAGCCUGCACACUCGCCUGAGGCGAUGCAAUAUUAUCACCUCGGCCGUGCUGCGCUGUCGAUAGACUCCGUUCUUGAGGAGCAAUCGAUCACCGGCAUCCAAGCACUGGUGCUUAUGUGCCACUUCAUGUUCCUAUCGGAGAUGGGCGGCCCACGAUGGGUACUCAUGGGAAUUGUCGUGAAAUUAGCGCAAAGUGUUGGACUUCGUCGAGAUAGUGGGAGGUGGAAACUCGACUCGGAGCAAACGGAAAAAAGACGCAACUUGUUCUACGAACUGCUUACUUACGAUUCAUGGCAGGGUUUGACAUUCGGGCGACCCCCAUCGCUCUCGACCGCGCACAUCGAUAAUCAGCUGCCGCCUGAACCGAUGAAGAAAGGUGACGGCGAACAGGAGAUGGAUUGCACAGCCUGGAAGCACCGAUAUUCGGCCCAAUGUCUUAGUGUGGUACACGAUCAAGCUUUUGGGGCACGGACACCCAACUACAGGGUCAUACAAGAUCUCGAUAGGAAGGUGCGCACUUGGUACGUGCCGCCGAACCUACAGGUACCUGGGUUCGGCAGCGCGAAGAUCGUCACCAGCGAGGUCGAGCAACCUACCGUUGAACUGACGAUGCAGAGGUAUAUUGCCUUCGCUAUCAAAGAAAUGAGUCUCUUCUACAUGCAUAGAGGGUUCUUCGCUCAGGCUCUUGAAGAUAGCCCCGUCGAUCCGAUGGGCAGCAAGUAUUCACCCUCUGUGUUGGCUGCGUAUACCAGUGCAACUACGUUUGUGGGCCUUGUUGAGAGUUUGUUCAAUCAACACCCACAAUUGACUGAGCGGAUGUGGUUCUUAUUCACGCAUGUCUUUUCUUGUGCAGUUGUUUUGGGGUCAAUAGCAGCCAAGUCCCAGAUGGCACUGUCGCGUUCAGCGCUGUCCCAUUUAGAUUCCGCCUAUAAUCUUUUUUCUCGGGUUUCAGAUCACGCUCGUGCAGGGAAGAUACUCGCCAUUCUGCUUAAAUUGAAAGAUAGGGCACACAUGGCGCAGUCGAAUGUGAGUCUGCCAACACUGUCUGAAACGGCGACCCGCCUUGCUUUCUAUGGACCAAAAAUCAAGAGUGAAGUUGAUGAAUUGUCUGCGCUGGGCGGUAUGACGCGACUGGUUUCUCGGCGUUCCUCUUCAUCCCCUUCUGUGUCCGCUCCCAGCCCAACAUCACAGCAUUCUUCUCCUCCAAUCAUCUCCGAGUCUCAAGUGUAUUUACCGCAACAAGAACCCUCGUCGUCUUCGGGUUGGCAAAAUUAUACCCACAUCCAAAACUUCAACGUCAAUAUCAACAUGCCAGGGGAGUACUACUCCGCUAGCAUGCCCGUUACGCCCAACUCGCAGCAUAAUACACCUCCGGAUAUAACAAUGCUGUAUCAAAUGCCAGGGCAUAUGCCCGCCCAUCAGCCCCAUCAGCCCGCCCACCACCAGACUCAGAGCAUCCCUAUCGACAUGGGUGCCCAUGACCCUUAUUACAUGAACGGGUACGGGCCUGGGUACGUCAAUGGCAAUGGAGGCGGAUACCUGCCUUCACAUAUACAAGAAGGGCCUUCACCUCAUGACUUGCAGGACUCAUGGCAGAACUUCAUGGCACAAUACAAGUCAUGAU